Erpetoichthys calabaricus (reedfish) is the source of this 1364-nucleotide messenger RNA. RefSeq names its product GDP-mannose pyrophosphorylase B (gene gmppb). The record is from RefSeq and is a predicted model, not a curated record. Bases 177 to 1259 code for a protein of 360 amino acids. NCBI's taxonomy places the organism in Eukaryota, Metazoa, Chordata, Cladistia, Polypteriformes, Polypteridae. The transcript has 11 exons. Gene Ontology annotation, molecular function: mannose-1-phosphate guanylyltransferase (GTP) activity; GTP binding. Gene Ontology annotation, biological process: GDP-mannose biosynthetic process; cell wall mannoprotein biosynthetic process. Gene Ontology annotation, cellular component: cytoplasm.
CUUCGCUGGACACGCCCCCGGCAGUGGUCGUCUUCAGUGAUUCCGAAGUGGAGCACCUGGUGUGCGGCGUACUGAGCGUGGCGUGUCAUCCUGCCGCAAGACCGGAUCAGGUGAAGGAAAAGAAACUGCUCUGGACAGGCUGCCAGGUCAUCACAGACCACACUGACACGUAAAGAAUGAAGGCUCUAAUUCUAGUUGGCGGCUAUGGGACAAGACUUCGGCCGUUGACACUCAGUGUCCCCAAACCACUGGUUGAAUUCUGCAACAAACCAAUCCUGCUGCACCAAGUUGAAGCGUUGGUCAAGGCAGGUGUAAAUCAUGUCGUUCUAGCCGUGAGUUACAUGUCUGAUCUACUGGAACGGGAAAUGAAGGCCCAGGAAGAGAGGUUAGGCAUUCGGAUCUCUCUGUCCCAUGAAAAGGAGCCGUUGGGAACGGCGGGACCCUUAGCUUUGGCACGAAAUCUCCUGACUGACAACUCUGAUCCUUUCUUCGUCCUCAACAGCGAUGUCAUCUGUGACUUUCCAUUUGAGGAGAUGGUGAAGUUCCACAAGAACCACGGCAGGCAGGGAACCAUUGCUGUGACAAGAGUUGAAGAACCAUCAAAGUAUGGAGUGGUGAUCUAUGAGGGGGACAGUGGACAGAUACACCGCUUUGUGGAAAAGCCGCAGGUGUUUGUGUCCAAUAAGAUUAACGCCGGCCUGUAUAUCUUUAGCCCAUCCAUGCUGGACAGAAUACAACUGCGGCCCACGUCCAUCGAGAAGGAGAUUUUUCCAGUGAUGGCACAGGAGGGACACCUCUACGCAAUGGAGCUGGAAGGGUUCUGGAUGGACAUCGGGCAGCCCAAAGAUUUCCUGACAGGCAUGUGCUUAUACCUGCAGUCUUUGCGGCAGCAGAGCCCUGAACGUCUGCGCACUGGCCCCGGAUUCCUGGGAAAUGUGCUAGUGGAUCCUUCUGCACAAAUUGGCAACAACUGCACCAUUGGCCCCAAUGUGACAAUUGGGGCAGAUGUGGUCCUUGAAGAUGGUGUCAGGAUCAAGCGCUGCACUGUGCUACGAGGAGCCCGAGUACGAUCUCACUCCUGGCUUGAGUCUUGCAUUAUUGGUUGGAGUUCUUCAGUGGGACAAUGGGUGCGCAUGGAGAAUGUGACGGUGCUUGGAGAGGACGUGAUCGUCAAUGAUGAACUGUAUCUGAAUGGCGCCAACGUCCUGCCACACAAGUCCAUUGCAGAAUCGGUGCCUGAACCUCGCAUCAUAAUGUAGGGCCUGCACGACUUCAGCAGCCAAAGCUUUGGCCCCGCGGAUGGCAGUAGUGAACACAGCGACAGAGAAGCAUGUGUUGUGACGUCUGCCUCACUGUGAUAAAAA